Molecule: messenger RNA, 4510 nt
Organism: Folsomia candida
Lineage: Eukaryota; Metazoa; Arthropoda; Collembola; Entomobryomorpha; Isotomidae
Product: angiotensin-converting enzyme
Exons: 31
Coding region: 579-4340 (1253 amino acids)
Biological process (GO): proteolysis
Cellular component (GO): plasma membrane
Molecular function (GO): metallopeptidase activity; peptidyl-dipeptidase activity
Source: RefSeq, a predicted model, not a curated record
UUAUUUUAUGGCUGAAGCAGGAUCAUAAUUUUUUCAUUCAACCCAGUCAACAUUCAACAUUCUAGUUUCUACCAUUAUUGGUGGAAUUGGAUUCAGGAAAACAAACAGUCGUCACAAUUUCUGAUUUGCAGUGACGACUUGGAUGAUCGUCGAGCGUAAAUCAGAAUUAUUAGUACUUUGCUGGUGAAUCGUGUUUUUGUUAUCGCAUCGCCUGGAUAUGUACAAACAGCGUAAUGCAACCACUUUUAUGGAAAGUUGAUUAUUAAAUUGCUGCACUUUUCGAAUGUGGUGAAUGGCAAAUGUACAUUACUUAUUGAAAUGAAUGUGGAAAGAGGCGUGGACUAAGCUAUAUUGUUUUGUUGAACAAAAGUUCAUUGCGCAGUCAUUCCACAUUAGUAUUUAAUAGUGAAAAGAAAUCAAGUAUCUCAUUUCGCAACUCGCUGUACUCUCUGGCAAAACUCGUUCUGCACUUGUUUAAGUCUGGACAUAAAUCAAGAAUAAACCAAGAAUUCUGUCCGGUGGCCCAGCAAGGAAAUAAAUUGUGUCCAAGCAGGGUGCCGAUAAUAAGAACGUGGACGAUGGGGGUUGCAAAAACUCUGUACCUACUUACUGCAUUACUUGCAACAUUGUGGCAUCCCACUGCAUGCACCACACCCAAGUUAGCAGGGAAGGCGACGGACGACGAAGCAAGACAAUAUCUUGAAGAAGUACUAGAAUCCAGGUACUCAGGGGCAUGCAAUACCCAAAUAACGACGCGAUGGGCUUAUAUAACCAACGUCACGACAGAAACUGCAGAAGCUUCGACGGCUGCAGACACGGCAUUUUUAGAAUUCCAGGCUAGUAUUCAGGCAGAAAUUUUGGCGAAUUUCUCAAACUGGAGAGAGUUCAAUGACUCUCAAGUUCGACGUGAAUUCCAAUAUUUGUCGAUAAAAGGACCUGCGCGAAUGCCCCCCACAGAUGUUUCAAAUAUGAAUAAAUUGCAAAGCAGUAUGGAAACUGCAUAUGCAACCGCUGCUGUUUGUGAUUUCCGAAAUUCUAGUAAAUGCGACUUGCGCCUAGACCCAGAAAUUGAAGAAAAAUUGCGCACAGCCACGGAUUGGGACGAAUUGGCAUAUUAUUGGACUGAAUGGCACAAUGCUAUGAGCAAUGCCGUCAGACCUGCCAAUUACACGCUUUUUAUCAGAUGGCAAAAUGAAAUGGCAAGGGCAAACGGUUUUAACGAUAUGAGCCAAAUGUGGCUGACCGGAUAUGACGAUGAGUCCCCUGACUUUGAUGCUGUUAUAUUCAAGAGACAGAUGCUUGACAUUUGGGAAGAGCUUCGUCCGUACUACAACAUUUUACACGCUUAUGUACGAAUGAAGCUUCGGCGACUUCCAGAAUACCAAGACCGUAUCACCAAGUAUGGCUAUUUGCCAGCUCACAUUUUAGGAAAUAUGUGGGGACAGGACUGGGCGCAUUUGGAUAAUAAAACGAAGCCAUUCCCUAAUGCCCCCUCUCUCGACGCCACCGACGCCAUGAUCAGAGCCAAUUACACUACCCUAAAAAUGUUUCAAGAAUCCGACAAGUUUUUCACAGAUUUAGGACUCUUGCCAAUGACGCCAGCCUUUUGGAAUAACUCGAUGCUCGAAAGGCCUUCUGAUGGACGAGAAGUGGUUUGUCACGCUUCAGCCGAGGACAUGUGUCUAGGCAAAGGAAGCACUGACUUCAGAAUCAAACAGUGCACGAAGGUGACGAUGGACGACCUUGUUACCGUUCACCAUGAAAUGGGUCACAUUGAAUAUUUUUUGCAAUAUACUGAUGAGCAUUAUAUUUUCCGCGACGGAGCAAAUCCAGGAUUUCAUGAGGCAAUCGGUGAUGCAUUAGCUCUUGCGGUGGUCACACCAAAGCACCUUCAGUGCGUUCUAAACCUCGACCUCGGCUUGGAUAUUGACUGCAGUAAUACGACCGUGUAUCAGGCUGAUACAGUUACAGAAACUGACUACAACUUUCUUUUCAUUACUGCCCUGCAAAAGUUUGUCUUUUUCCCAUUCGCAAUUUCAAUGGAUAGUUGGAGAUGGGAAGUAUUUGAGGGCAAAAUGUCCGAAUAUAACUACAAUACACGAUGGUGGGAACUUCGCCAAAAAAAUCAAGGGAUUGAACCCCCUUUCCCGAGAAACGCUAGCGACUUUGAUGCCACUGCAAAAUAUCACAUCGUGGCUAACGUUCCCUACAUCAGAUACUUUGUGAGCCAUAUUCUUCAGUUCCAAUUCUAUGAAGCAAUGUGCAAGGCGGCCGGAGAGUUUGACCCAGACAACAAUUCUUCAAAACCUUUGUACCAAUGCGACUUUUCGGGGAGCAGGGAUGCAGGAACUCUCCUCGGGAAUAUGAUGAAACUUGGUUUUACACGAGGCUGGCCCACUGCACUGGAAGCAAUAACUGGAAGUCGCAACAUGUCCAUUGCGCCAUUGCUUAACUAUUUCAAACCAAUUUUCGACCUUAUGCAGAAGGAUCUCGUCGACAAUGGAGAAGAGCCAUGUUUUGGACCAUCUUGUGAAGAAGUUGCCAAGAAAUAUUUGUCCGAAAAGCUGGAAAAGGAGGCUUCCGCCCUUCACACAAAGUCUGCCCAUGCAGAAUGGGCAUAUUCCACCAAUUUGACAAACGAUGAAGCGAAAAAGGAAGUAGAGAAAGUAAAUUUAGAGUAUUCAAGCUACGAAAAGAAAGAAUGGAAGGAGUACAUCAGCCAAUUUAAAUAUGAGACGUUCAACGAUUCAGCCAUACGACGACAAUUUAAAUUCUUAAAUGACAUUGGAAUUUCUGCAUUGAAUGAAUCUGAUGUGGUUGAGUUUAACACAGUCUCGUCGGAAAUGAAAAAGAUCUACGGAACUGGCAAAAUCUGCCCAUUUUCUAUGCAAGAGUGUAAUAUAACUACCAAUGGUCUCUCCCUAAAUCCAGAUUUGGAGGAAAUCCUUGCCAAGGUCAAGGAUUAUGACGAGAUGGCCUAUGUCUGGAAGAGUUGGCGAGAUGCGACAGGUGCCAAAAUUCGCCCGUUGUACUACAAAUAUAUCGAUCUUCAAAAUAAAGCUGCCAAAGCCAACGGAUAUGACAAUGCUGGAGAAUAUUGGAUUCGAAAGUACGAGUCCCCGGACUUUAGAAAGGAUUUGGAAGAGCUUUGGCAAGACGUGAAACCAUUAUAUGCAGAAUUGCAUGCAUAUGUAAGGCACAAAUUGGUCAAGGAAUUCCCAGGCAAAGUAAAACCCGAUGAACCUAUCCCUGCUCAUGUAUUAGGAAAUCAAUGGUCACAAUCGUUUGAUAAUCUAUACCAUUUUGUCGUCCCCUAUCCAAAUGCUACAUCCUUUGACAUUACCGAAGUUUUGAAGCAGAAAUUUACCCCGGAUGUGGUUGGAGUUCGUGGAAUAUUCGAAGUGGCCAACGAUUUUUUCCUCAGCCUAGGUCUACCCGACAUGAAAAUGGCCUACGGAGAUAAGGCAUUGAUUGUGAAACCAAAGGAUCGCGAAGUUGUCUGUCACGCGUCGGCUUGGGAUUUCAGCGAUGGAAAAGACUUUCGAAUUAAGAUGUGCACCAACGUUGAUCAAAAAGAUUUUAUUACUAUCCAUCAUGAGCUCGGACAUAUAAAUUAUUACCUUAAUUAUAAACACCAACCAUUAACCUUUCGUACAGGAGCUAACCCAGGAUUUCACGAGGCUAUAGGAGAUGUCGUUGCUUUAUCAGUGAGCACGCCCAAACACAUGAGCACUAUUGGUUAUCUUAAUUUUAGCGAAUCGUCUCAUGAAUCUACAAUCAAUUACCUCACUCAAAUCGGUCUUGAAAAGAUUGCAUUUCUUCCAUUUGGAUAUUUGAUUGACAACUACCGUUGGAAAGUAUUUGAUGGUACGAUUCCCAAGGAUAAGCUAGAAUAUCACUGGUUGAAAAUGAGAAAUGAAUACCAAGGAAUUACACCUCCAUUUAAUCGGAGCGAAAUGGAUUUCGACCCUGGAGCAAAGUAUCACGUGCCUGGUGGGACGCCGUACAUCCGCUAUUUUGUCAGUUUCAUUCUACAAUUCCAAAUUCACAAGACCUUAUGCGUUGAAGCAGGUCAGUAUCCUCAAGGACCGCUGCAUAAUUGCGACAUUUAUAAAAAUGCUGCAGCAGGAACCAAAUUCAGGAAAUUGAUGGAAGCUGGUUUCUCCAAAAAUUGGCAAGACCUCUUGUUUGAGGUCACAGGAACCAACAAGUUGGAUGCAUCGGCAAUUAAAGAGUAUUUUAAGCCGUUGACAGAUUUUCUGACAGAGUUACGAACCAGAGAAGGAUAUCCAAUUGGGUGGUCGAAUACAGAAUUUGAAAAAUUUUACACACCAAGUUAAAUUAUGUCGUUGAUGAAUAUUUAUUUCGUAGUAUUAGUCACCUUUCUCAAAAACAUUUGAACUUAAUGUAUCUAUUUAAAGCUAUGAGAAAACUUAAUUAAUUAGUGAACAAGGUUUAUGGAAUUAUUUAAAGCCGUAAAGCAAAUAAAAAUAAAAUCUUGGAAAAGUUA